UCAUUGCCUUGAUCAUUUGAGGUCUGUUUCAUGAUUUUUUAUUUGUAUGUUUGUUUAUCUGUCUUGUUAGACCAUGAGCUCAAGAACUUCUGUCACAGUCAUCCAUGUUUCCAAGAAAGCACAUGAGAGAGAACUUACAUCAAGGCAUGUGAGCUGAAAGAAGGAAGAAGGAAGGAAGGCUCCCUGUAGGUCCCGGUGGGAUGUGUGUGGUCAGUCGUGGGGCUUCCUGGUUCAACCUAGUAAGCUGGACAUUAUGCAAGGCCCAAGAAAAGGCUGGAAGUCCUCUUUCUGAGAGUGCUCCACUAUGGCACCUCCCCAGGUUGUAAAAGCACCAGCAUACCCUGGCUGGGGAUCACAAACCAGCACAGGAUAAAAGGGCUCCUGCCCUGGGCUCCUCAUCCACAGCCUCCUCAGGAACAGCUUCUCCUGCCUCCUCUGUGUCUAGUGAGUGUCCAGCAGGGGACAUGACUGCAGCUGAGAAUGUUCAAGUCAUAGCAGAGGGGAGGGAAACAGAGAGGUCUGGAGUGGAAACGGCAGAAACAGGGCCACGGAGGCCAGCAAUGGAGGAAGUGUGAGUGAGGAAGGGGUCCAUAGGGAAUGAGACAGGGACUCUGUACCUGCAAAAACCACAAGAGCUCAAAGCUCCCUCCCAUCCUCAUUAAUUCAUGUUCUCACAUGUGCACACAUGUCCUUUGACAGUCUCCAGAAAGCUUUUCUCAAGUAGGUGCAUUCCCUAAGAGUUUCCAAGGAGACACAAAAAGGUGGAUCCUGGGUUAGAUUGACAGCACCUUUCCUGGUGGACAGCAAAGUGGGAGGCAUCUUACAUGCUCAAACUCACUCCAAAUCAGCUUCCCUUCCCUCCUUCAGUUCUUGAUUACAGAAGCAGCUGUUCUUAGAAGAGAGGGGUCUUGGAAAUCAUGACAGACGGACAUGGGAAUGUAGAUUCUGAACUGACAAGUUGUUUUUGUUUUGUCCAGCGUGAUUCAACUCCAGCCAAGAUGUCCUGCCAGCAGAACCAGCAGCAGUGCCAGGCCCCUCCCAAGUGCCCCUUACCCAAGUGCCCCCCGAAAAGCCCUGCACAGUGCACACCCAAAGUCUCCUCUGGCUGUGCCCUCAGCUCUGGGGGCUGCCAUGGCCCCAGCUCCGAGGCUGGCUGCUGCCUGAGCCACCACAGGUGCUGCAGGUCCCACCGGUGCCAGCACCAGAACUCCGACUGCAGUGACGAUGGCAGUGGUCAGCAGUCCGGGGGCUCCCGCUGUGGCCACAGCUCUAGGGGCUGCUGCUGA
Molecule: messenger RNA, 1286 nt
Organism: Loxodonta africana (African savanna elephant)
Lineage: Eukaryota; Metazoa; Chordata; Mammalia; Proboscidea; Elephantidae
Product: late cornified envelope protein 3C-like
Exons: 1
Coding region: 918-1286 (122 amino acids)
Biological process (GO): epidermis development
Source: RefSeq, a predicted model, not a curated record